Molecule: messenger RNA, 1218 nt
Organism: Lottia gigantea (owl limpet)
Lineage: Eukaryota; Metazoa; Mollusca; Gastropoda; Lottiidae
Exons: 6
Coding region: 127-693 (188 amino acids)
Source: RefSeq, a predicted model, not a curated record
GAAUUAUUUAGAGAUUUUGCUGUGUCAUCUCAACAAUUAAAAUCUGAACAAGAUGCCCAUCGUAAACAAGAAGAAUUAGAACAACGUAUUAAACAGAGAAUACAUAAUGCUGAACAGGAACGAGAAAUGGAAGUUAGAAAGAUGAUGGAACAGAAUUUAGCUGUAGCCACCCAAAAGAAUGUUGAUAUGUGGGCACGGAAAGAAAUGGAAGAAAGAUUUCGUAUUGAAGACUUAGAGAGAGAAGCUAAAAAUGUUCAGUUGGCCAGGUUACAUACAGAAAACAGAUCAUUAGAAACAGAAGUUCAUCAAUUAAUGAAAAAAUGUCAAGAUGAAAGGGAGAAAGAUACAGCUGAAGGUUAUAAAGAGUUAGGAUAUGAGGUUGAUGAUCAUAUAUCUGAUAAUAUUAGACGUUUAGAUAGAUUAGAAAUAGAACAACACACUAGUAAACAUCAUACUGAUCAUUUACUAAAUAAUAUUCAACAAGCUGGUACAUCUAAACAGAUAAGUUUUCAAGAACCAUUAGAUGGUUAUCCAACAGAUGAGUCCAAUUCUUCUAAAGUAUCAUUUGAAAGAAGUCGAGAGACGUUUGAUGAAAAAGAGAUGGAAUUAUUAAAUGAAGUUAGAAGAUUACGUCAAAGACUGGCCACUGAAAAUAGACAUAAAAAACCUCCUCCAAUGUUUCCAAACAAUUAACUCAAAGAAGGUGUCUCAUUUGUUCUCUGAUUGAAAGUUCUCUGUGAUGUUAGUGCUUCACUGACUGUAAAAAUAUGUAUCAAUUUAAUGUCACAAUCAUGCCCCCAGCUUUAAAUAAUACCUUUAAAUUGGUUUGAUGAUAUCCAAUCUGUAAUGGAUAUAUCUUUUUCUUUGAAUAGACUGAGUGAGAUAUAAAAACUAUUUCUGGCACUGGAUGUAAAGGAUAUUUUCUCUAUUUCAAAUUUGUACUAACAUAAGAAAAGUGAGACAUUGUAUAUGUUGUUAAUACUAAUUGUAUCUUAUAUAAAUGGUAGGUACAUGGUAUAUAUAUAUAAUUUGUUUCAAUUCACUUAUCCUCCUUCCCAAUACUGUAAAUAGGUUCAAAUCCACCAAGUUAUUGUCAGAUUAUAGUUAAAAAGAGAGAUAUAUAUAAUGCUGUCUGAAGACUUGACUGAAGUAAUUUCUGUUGUGCUUUUGUAUAUAUGAAAAUAAAUUAUAUUGUGAAUAAAAUUAUUUUAUACAUUU